Messenger RNA from Oenanthe melanoleuca, 3312 nucleotides. RefSeq names its product transmembrane channel like 7 (gene TMC7). The record is from RefSeq and is a predicted model, not a curated record. NCBI's taxonomy places the organism in Eukaryota, Metazoa, Chordata, Aves, Passeriformes, Muscicapidae. The transcript is spliced from 16 exons. Gene Ontology annotation, molecular function: mechanosensitive monoatomic ion channel activity. Gene Ontology annotation, cellular component: plasma membrane. Bases 113 to 2257 code for a protein of 714 amino acids.
CCCCGCCCGCAGCCCCGCUCCGCAGCCUCUCCUCUCCCCGCCCGCCGCCGCCCCACGGCGCCCGGAAACAGCGGCAGCGGCGGCGGAGCGGGGCUGCGGCUUCCCCGCAGCCAUGAGCGGGCUGGGGGCCGCGGCGGGGCCGGGCUGGCGGCCGGACAGAGGCGGACUCUCUCUCCUUGCCGAGGAGCCGCACGGAGCCGCACCUGUGGAUUUCCUGCAGGAGCUGCCCAGUUACCAGUCGGCGCGGAGGCGCCGCGGGGGCUCCCAGGAGCGCCGGCCGGCCCUGCCGAGCACCGCCCGCAGCAUCGGGACCGCGGGCAGGGCGCUGCUGCCCGAGAGAGGCGAACCGACCGACCGCCCUGCCAGGGAGCACCCCAAGUGCAUGGCGGAGAAGAGGAGAAUAAGGGACUCUCAACAGGCUGAAACAGAACAUUUAUCUAGAUGGAAGAAGUGGAGAAGAACUAGCAAUAAAUCACUGAAAAAAGCACUCAAUGAAAUCAAAGGCUUGUCAUCUUACCUGGUGCUUUGGCGACACGAUAUUCACAGCAUAGAAGGGAAAUUUGGUACUGGCAUCCAGUCCUACUUCUCCUUCCUGCGCUUUCUGGUCCUGCUGAACUUUAUAAUUUUUAUCCUGAUGUUCAGUUUUGUUACUCUUCCCACCAUAAUUUCUAAAUAUGGAAUAUUCAACAGCACCAUUGCUUACAUUUCUCCAAAGAACAUAGAGGAUGUCUGCACAGUUUAUGAACCUAGUGGUAAUAAGGGACUUGUUUACUUCUAUACUUACCUCAAAGAUUUGCUCAGUGGCACUGGAUUCCUUGAAUUGACAAGUUUGUUUUAUGGCUAUUACUCAAUAGAUGCUGUAUGGAUCAGUGUCAUGAGGUACAACUUGCCACUGGCAUACCUGCUGGCUACAUUUGCCUAUCUUGCCUUAAGUUUCCUCUGGAUAGUAAAGAGGUCUGUGGAAGGCUUUAAGCACAAUUUAGUGCACGAUGCAGACCCAUUUCAGAGUUACUGUAACAAAGUCUUUGCGGGCUGGGACUUCUGCAUCACAGAUCCCAGUGCAGCCCGGCUGAAAUACCGCAGCUUGCAAUACGAGCUCCAGACAGACUUGCAGGAAGAAAAACUGAAGCAAAAAAUAGCUGAGAGAACAAUGGAAGAAAAGUUACGCAUCUACUCUCUGAGAAUAUUUAUAAAUAUAAUUGUCAUUGCCAUUUUAUCAGGAUGUUUUUACUCUAUUUAUAGAGUAACUGUCUUCUCUCAAGAAAGCUCCAAUGACGUUGACAAUGCAAACUCCCAGGUUAAUCUCUUAGUGCAGUAUUUACCUUCCAUGGUGAUCACACUGGCCAACUUCAUUGCUCCUCUGAUCUUCUCAUUUCUGAUCAGAUUUGAAGACUACACACCAGCCUUUGAAAUCAAGCUGACACUCUUGAGGUGUGUCUUCGUGCGCUUGGCCAAUAUUGGCGUUCUCUUGUUCUCGCUGUGGAGUCAGAUCUCGGACUGUGCUAGUGACAAGUGUGAACCCUGUGGAUACAAUUACAAACUCUAUCCUUGCUGGGAAUCUGAUGUUGGGCAGGAAAUGUACAAACUGAUGAUAUUUGAUUUUAUUGUAAUUCUUGCUGUGGCCCUGUUUGUGGACUUCCCCAGAAAGUUGUUAGUUACUCAUUGCUCUUGCAAGCUGGUUCAAUGGUUUGGACAUAAGGAAUUUGAAAUUUCUGACAAUGUCCUGGAGAUCAUUUAUGGGCAGACUAUUUGCUGGAUUGGAACCUUCUUUUCACCACUUCUCCCUGCAAUAGCAACUAUAAAAUACUUCAUCAUCUUCUAUGUUAAAAAGAUUGUUUUGAUACACACACGCAAACCUGCAGCCAGGCCUGUAAGGGCAUCAAGUUCCAACUUUUUCUUCCUGGUGGUGCUGUUGAUUGGGCUCCUCUUGGCUUUUGUCCCUCUGGGAGUCAGCAUAGCACAUAUCCCCUCUUCCAAGGCAUGUGGCCUGUUCAAGAACUUCAGCACUUCAUGGGAAGUUAUUCCAGAUACAAUACUUCAGUUUCCAAUAGGUCUGCAGCAGGUUCUUUUUGGCAUGGCAUCAGAAGCCUUUGCAGUGCCUUUUUUUGUGAUCCUUUGCAUCAUUAUGUUCUAUGUUAUUGCCUUGGCUCGAGCCCACAAACGAGUGGUUGAACAGCUGAGAGAACAACUGGUUUUGGAGAGUCGUGACAAGAUGUUCCUGAUCAGAAAGAUAGCAGAAGCUCAGAGGUAUCCUUGAAAACCACGCAAGCCAAAAGAACUUGACUUCCUGAAACUCCCAGAGCAACAAGAUAACAGCAGAAGCAUUUGCAGCUUCUAAAAACAGAAGCUGACUGGCACGCUGGGACUGGUCUAAGAAAUGGGUGCUUGUGGUCUGAGUCUUUCUUGAUUAAGCUGGUGGUGCUUAAGGUUUCCAAAACUUGGAAAUUCAUCUGAUUUAUACUGUGGUAGAGCUGUUCAAAAAAGGACACUUUAACUCUGAUACACCUUCAGGGUUGUUGGGAUUUGUUACAUCCCUAUUUUUUCAGGGAUGUUUGGGUAAAAUAUGAUCAGAACUGAAGGUCUUUUGUACUGUUUUUACAAAUUAUGCUGUAAGAAUCACAAGAGAGGGGAAAGGUAUGGUUUUACAUGUUUUCAAUGCCUUUCAUUUGCUUUGAUUUUAAAAAAAAGAAGUACAUAUGGAAGUAUUUUGGUAAGAAAAUAUGGAAUGGGUUUGAAAUCAGUUUUCUAAAUAUUUUUAGAGGUAAGGGUUUGCUACUUCAAGAGCAGUUGAACACUGGAUAACUGGUCACAAAAUGGUUCAGAGAAAACAAGCUGAUAAAGAAGAGGUCUGAAUAAACACUGGGAGCAGGAAGAAGCCAGCAGGCACAGCUCUGCUGGGGCACCAGCCUCGCUGGUCUGGAGAGCCCUUUCCUGGUUUUGUUUUAUUGUUUUAAGUCAUUAUUAUUUGUGUUUUAUCCUUGUAUGAACAUCUUGACUACUGUUCUAUGUGUUCUAAAAUGUGAAUAUUUCAGUUAAAUUAUUGGUUGGCAAUACUGUGUGUCAGUACAUUUUAAUUUCACUUUCCUAUCUUACCUGAGCCGCUGGGCCCGUGUGUCCCUGUGGGCUACUAACUCAGUCCUUUAUUUAAAGAUUGUGGUUAAGGAUUUUCUGUACAAAACCGCGUUGCUGGUUUUGAAAUGUGCAUUAGUCCUCUCUCAAUGUGAGACACUAUCCUAUUUAUAUAAUGUUGUGGAAUGUUUUCUGUGCUCAUUUGAAAGAAAUGACCAUUCAAUAAACGGUAUUUUUUUACCA